This is a messenger RNA of Corylus avellana, 968 nucleotides long. The record is from RefSeq and is a predicted model, not a curated record. NCBI's taxonomy places the organism in Eukaryota, Viridiplantae, Streptophyta, Magnoliopsida, Fagales, Betulaceae.
UAUAACUUGUGUUGUAAGAGAGAUAUUUUAGAUGGUACGGCCGAGCUUCAACUUCCUUUGCCAGGAAGUUUCUCUUCUUUCCUAUACCUUCAAAUCUAAAGCCAAACCACAAUUCUCUCGUCGAUCGCUGCUAUUCGAAUGCUAUGGACCAUUACUUGGCCUCACUUCCACCCGGCUUCCGAUUCCAACCGAACGAUCUUGAACUCCACUACUACCUCAAGAACUGGGUCUCCGGCAACCCUCUCAAACCGAUCGACGUCGUCGAUGUCUACAAGUCCGAGCCCUGGGACCUCACACGUAAAUCGACGUUAAAGAUGGGGGACCAAGAGUCGUAUUUCUUCAGUGCACUGGGCAGAAAAUAUGGGAAGAGUCCGAGGUUCAAUCGGACCACAGAGAAGGGUUUCUGGAAGUCCACAGGGAGGGACCGCAAGGUCCGCCACAACUCGCGCACUGUGAUGAUGAAGAAAAUCCUCCCUUUUUACACCGGCCGACCUGGCCAUGGGGUUCCUACACCUUGGGUCAUGCACGAGUACCGCCUCGUUGACAAGGAAUUGGAGAAGAAUGGAAUUGCCCUAGACUCGCUUGUACUAUGUAAGAUUUCUCAGAAGAGUAGGACGGGGCCCAAGAAUGAGGAGGCGUCGUUCGGUGAAGAGGCUGCCACUGAGGAAGUGGCGGUUGGUGAUGGUGAAACUUCAGAGCUGCAUCAUGACCAGAACUUUAUCCCAGAGGAAAAUGGGAUGGAUGCAAACUCAGUCAGAGAUGAUGGCUUUUAUAUUGAAGCUAAUGAUCUUUUGAACCCCAUGGAAGAAAAUCCUGCAGAUUUUGAAAUGGCUGAUCAGUACCUGAAUUUAGAUUAUGACCUUCCCGAUAUGAAUUUUGAAGGUUUUGAUCCCUCUGAAUUUUUAGGGACUGAAAACGCUAGUUCUCACCAAACACCCAUCACCCAGAAGGUAAAGUUUUACUUUUGA